AUGACCGACUUCGAGUCCGCGAAGGGCGUCAUGCUCUGCGAGCGGCCCUCGGACGCCCCGAAGAAGCCCGUCGGCGUCAUCCCGUUCCGGCCCACGAACGUCGGGCGGGACCCGCUGGGCAUGCGCCCGCCGCAAAGGCUCCUCCCGCCGCGGCAAAAGGACACCAACACGGCCAACCUGCGGCACCGGCAGUGGCUCAAGCAGUACGGCGCGUCCCAGAAGAUGGAGAAGACCAAGGCGGAGCUCGAGAAGGACCUGAAGGACCUCGAGCAGCAGGAGCUGCGGGAGGCGUCCACGAUCCUCCACAGGACGAUCCUCGCCACCGCACCGCCCUCCGUGGCGUCCACGAACGCCGCCCCCGCGGCCGUCGAGCCCCCGCGGACCGACGCGAAGCCUCAGUCGCAGGCCGAAGAGCCCCCGAAGCCGCAGCCGAAGCAGCCCGAGCCGGACGUCGACCUCGCGGACCUCGACCGCAUGAUGGACGAGCUCGUCGGCGGCGCGCUGGCCGCGGCGCCGCCGCCGCCGCCCCUGGUGCCGCCCAGCGACCCCGCGCCCGCGCCCGCGGCGCCCGCGGCGCCCGCCCCGGAGCAGGCCGCGCCCCAGGACGCCGAAGCUGCGCCCGCGGCGGCCCCGGAGAGCCCAGCUGCGGGCCCACCGCCACCACCGCCGCAGGGCGCCGCCGCGGCCGCGUCGCCGGCGAAGCCGGCCGCGCUCCCGCCGCUCCCGAAGGGCAAGCAGAAGCCGCAGUGGGCGAUGACGGAGGCCGAGGUCGAGGCCAAGGAGGAGGCGGAGGCGGACGAGCUCGUGCGGUUCGCGGAGCAGCUCGACAUCGACGCGUACCUGAGCGACGCGGACGAGGAGGACCUGCGCCGCGCCCUGGAGGUGCUCGACAAGGAGGACAGGGAGGCGGGGCUGCCGAGCAACGAGGGCGCGGACGGGAAGCCGAUCGACGACAAGCGCUUCCGGCGCAACUUCGUGCGCGCGAUGAACCAGGUCGCGAUGAUGCGGGCGCAGGAGGCCGCGCGGCGCGGCCCGAAGCCGGCCGGGUCGGUCGCGGGCGGGUCGGCUCUGGGGGGGGGCAGCAUCGCGGCGGGGACCGAGGCGAGCGCCGCGCGGGACGCCGCGGCGCGCGAGAGGCGGAGAGAAAUCGAGGAGGCGUCGGAGGCGCGGACGCAGGGGCCCAAGUGGGACGCGUCGACCAAGGCCGGCGACGACGCGGGCAAGAUGGACACGGCCGGCCGGGACGAGGAGACGGAGGAGUUCCUGCGACAGAACCCGGAACUGCGGAGCGUGCACUCGAAGCGGUCGGCGCGCGCGAUGCUGGACCAGGUGGCCGCCGCUGCGGACUAG
This is a messenger RNA of Pedinophyceae sp. YPF-701, 1350 nucleotides long. Lineage: Eukaryota; Viridiplantae; Chlorophyta; Pedinophyceae. The record is from the annotation of a GenBank genome assembly.